Messenger RNA from Saccharomyces paradoxus, 1812 nucleotides. RefSeq names its product histidine permease (gene HIP1). Lineage: Eukaryota; Fungi; Ascomycota; Saccharomycetes; Saccharomycetales; Saccharomycetaceae. The transcript has a single exon. Gene Ontology annotation, molecular function: amino acid transmembrane transporter activity. Gene Ontology annotation, biological process: amino acid transmembrane transport. The record is from RefSeq and is a predicted model, not a curated record. The coding region runs from base 1 to 1812 and encodes 603 amino acids. Gene Ontology annotation, cellular component: membrane.
AUGCCUAGAAACCCAUUGAAAAAGGAAUAUUGGGCAGAUAUGGUUGAUGGAUUCAAGCCAGCUACUUCUCCAAGCUCCGAGAAUGAAAAAGAAUCUACCACAUUCAUUACGGAACAAACUUCCAAAACUGAUUCUGCAUUUCCAUUAAGUAGCAAAGGUUCGCCUGGCAUAAACCAAACUACAAACGACAUCACAUCCUCAAAUCGCUCCCGUCACAAUGGAGACAUAGAGCAUGAAGACAUCAACAACACCAACCUGAGUAAAGAUCUAUCCGUGAGACAUCUUUUGACCCUAGCUGUUGGUGGUGCCAUAGGUACCGGUUUAUAUGUGAAUACAGGUGCCGCGUUAUCCACAGGUGGUCCGGCCAGUUUAGUCAUUGAUUGGGUUAUUAUCAGUACGUGUCUUUUCACCGUGAUUAACUCCCUUGGUGAGCUUUCCGCUGCUUUUCCCGUUGUCGGUGGGUUCAAUGUUUACAGUAUGCGUUUUAUUGAGCCUUCUUUUGCAUUUGCAGUGAACCUAAAUUACUUAGCUCAAUGGCUAGUUCUUUUACCAUUGGAAUUGGUGGCUGCAUCUAUUACUAUAAAAUACUGGAAUGAUAAAAUUAACUCCGACGCCUGGGUGGCUAUCUUUUAUGCCACCAUUGCCCUGGCUAAUAUGUUGGACGUUAAGUCAUUUGGUGAGACUGAAUUUGUACUAUCCAUGAUCAAAAUCCUCUCCAUAAUCGGCUUUACCAUCUUAGGUAUUGUUUUAUCCUGUGGUGGCGGACCUCACGGGGGCUAUAUUGGUGGUAAAUACUGGCAUGAUCCAGGUGCUUUUGUAGGGCAUGGUUCUGGAACUCAGUUUAAGGGUUUAUGUUCUGUUUUUGUUACCGCUGCGUUUUCUUAUUCCGGUAUUGAAAUGACUGCUGUUUCUGCUGCCGAAAGUAAAAACCCAAGAGAAACCAUCCCCAAGGCAGCAAAGAGAACUUUUUGGUUGAUUACCGCCUCCUAUGUGACUAUAUUGACUUUAAUUGGUUGCUUGGUUCCAUCCAAUGAUCCUAGGUUACUAAACGGUUCAAGUUCAGUGGAUGCUGCUUCAUCUCCUUUGGUUAUCGCAAUUGAAAACGGGGGCAUUAAAGGUUUGCCAUCAUUAAUGAACGCUAUUAUUUUGAUCGCUGUUGUUUCUGUGGCUAACAGUGCUGUCUAUGCAUGUUCAAGGUGUAUGGUUGCCAUGGCUCAUAUUGGUAAUUUACCGAAGUUCUUAAACCGUGUUGACAAAAAGGGGAGACCAAUGAACGCUAUCUUGUUAACUUUGUUUUUUGGUCUGCUUUCCUUUGUGGCUGCAAGUGAUAAGCAAGCUGAAGUCUUUACAUGGUUGAGUGCUUUAUCUGGUUUGUCGACAAUUUUCUGUUGGAUGGCCAUCAACCUCUCCCAUAUUAGAUUUCGCCAAGCCAUGAAAGCUCAAGAAAGGUCUUUAGACGAAUUACCGUUCAUUUCUCAAACUGGUGUUAGAGGGUCCUGGUAUGGUUUCAUCGUUCUAUUUCUGGUUUUGGUUGCAUCUUUUUGGACUUCUCUGUUCCCACUGGGCGGUUCAGGAGCCAGCGCUGAGUCAUUCUUUGAAGGAUAUUUGUCCUUUCCAAUUCUGAUUGUCUGCUACGUUGGACAUAAACUAUAUACCAGAAAUUGGACAUUGAUGGUGAAGUUAGAGGAUAUAGAUCUUGACACCGGCAGAAAACAAGUGGAUUUGGCCGUUCGUAGGGAAGAAAUGAAGAUUGAGCGAGAAACAUUAGCAAAAAGAUCUUUCGUAACAAGAUUUUUACAUUUCUGGUGUUGA